AUGGGGGUGUGGGAGUCGUGCAAACCCUUUGUGACUGGCAGCUUGUCCGGGUCCAUAGCGGGCACUAUCGUCCAGCCCAUUGACAUCGUAAAGGUGCGCAUCCAACUCGCCGCUGCAGAAGGUGGCAACACGAGCGUGGCCCACGUAGCGCAGACUUUGCUGAGGCAAGAUGGCCCGGCAGGCUUCUUCCAAGGUAUCACAGCCAUGUACGCAAGGCAGGUGCUCUACACGGGCUCGCGCCUGGGCCUCUAUGAUCAGUUCACGGCCAUGGCGAGCAGCCCAGGAGAGGCGACUCUGCCCUUUUGGAAGACCUCGCUCUGUGCUCUGAGUGCAGGUGGAAUUGCCGCUGUCAUUGGGAAUCCUGCGGAUUUAUCGCUCGUGCGCAUGCAGGCUGACAACCUGCUGCCUGAAGCGCAGCGUCGCAAUUACAAGCACGUGCUUGAUGCCUUCGCCACAAUA
Molecule: messenger RNA, 459 nt
Organism: Symbiodinium necroappetens
Lineage: Eukaryota; Dinophyceae; Suessiales; Symbiodiniaceae
Source: the annotation of a GenBank genome assembly